AUGCUGUAUCUAUUGAGUAUUCAGCUUCUUCAAUCUUUAUGUAUGUAUGACAUCGGAACGCAGGAGAAAGCGCCUGUCAGUGAUCAUAUGCGGGGUCCUGGUCGUUCGAACUUCGAAACUUCGCCUUCGCAGCAGAAGAAGCUUUUUGUAUUCACGGAAUCUUCGCUCAGCUUGCCCGAUUUCGGUUUUCGUACUCUUUUACGCCCCAUGGAAUUGCUGUGGACAAAGACUCGGAGAAGGAGGCUGUUUUCGAAAAGUAUCACGAGGCAUGCUUGCGAUGACGUAGUGGUUCCUUCUCCUGUUACUACCUUGAUACACCAAGUUGUCUCCUCCGCAAAGCAGAGUUUGCCCAUAGAAUGGGAUUCCCACAAUGGAAAGAAACUCUACUUGGCUUAA
Molecule: messenger RNA, 396 nt
Organism: Aspergillus calidoustus
Lineage: Eukaryota; Fungi; Ascomycota; Eurotiomycetes; Eurotiales; Aspergillaceae
Source: the annotation of a GenBank genome assembly